Didymosphaeria variabile is the source of this 1659-nucleotide messenger RNA. RefSeq lists its product as uncharacterized. Lineage: Eukaryota; Fungi; Ascomycota; Dothideomycetes; Pleosporales; Didymosphaeriaceae. Bases 1 to 1659 code for a protein of 552 amino acids. The transcript is spliced from 2 exons. The record is from RefSeq and is a predicted model, not a curated record.
AUGGCACCAAAAUUCAAUUUCAUGGACCUGUCCACGGACAUCAAGACGCUCGUAGUCGAACACAUUACUCGCCCCACCGACCUUCGCAACGUAUGUCUUGUAUGCAAGCAGCUCCACGAAAUUGCCGUCCGCUCGCUAUACCACGAAGUCACACUGGAUGUUGGGAGUUCAAACGAUACACGCCUGGGUGCCUUUCUGAGCCCCAAGAACAUAGGGUUGCAGCAUGUUAGGAAGCUAGAUCUUUAUUUGGCGGACGUACUGGACAAAUGCAAUCAACAGCAGCAGGCGAACUUUGCGAUUCGGAUGAUCUUGGAGCUGCUACCAGAGAACAUAUUGGAGAAGUUCUCAUGGCAUCCAUGGUCACCUUUCUCCGGCGACAACUUGGUGCUAUUAUACAAAAAGCAGAAGAGGAUGAAGUGGCUCGAGGGCAUCGCACUAGACAAGGAGGUUCUUGAAGACGUCAAGAAGAUUCCGGAAUUCGAGAAAGUUUUUGAGAACGUGAAGAAGCUGGGCUUGUAUCCUGACAGCCGGGAGGUACUGGACUACUGCCAUCUGCUGGUCAAAAAUUCGAAGAAUGUCGAGAAGAUCACACUGCAUGCGAGCUUUGAGGAGAACGACUCACCGAUACCGAAUCGGGAGCUCAACGAUUCAAGUACAGAGCCCGGUCUCAUCACGCGCACUAUGUUCAGUCACAUGCACCCGUUUGAGAACUGCACACCGAUGGCCUUGAAGGAAAUAACCCUUCAAAAAAUCAACUUGCGCUAUGCUGCCAACACGUACUGCAGAUUAAUUGACUUCCGGUCUGUCAAGUCUAUCCGGAUCUUCGCCUGUGCGGGCGCCGACGCGCUCAUCGCCGAGCUCAGUAAGAGCACAAAACUACCAGAAAAGCUCGAGACUUUAGAGUUCAAGCACGACGAUAACCAUGAGAAUGAUGGACUAGGAGCCUUGGAUGGCUUCAUGUGUCUGGUAACCGGCAUCAAGACGUUGACAAUAGACUUAUCGUACGCGAAGAGCUUGCCAGCAGCUGCCGGGAUCGUGCGACACAGCAAGACGCUGAAGUCGCUCAACGUGCACGCAAGCCGUAUUCCAGACGAUUGCGACGACGAGUUGGUGUAUGACUAUGCGUCCUUCGCGCAGAUUUGCAAGGAAUGCUCGUUACUUGAGCAGGUGUCUGUUGCGUUUCCGCAAGUUAGCGUCAUACGCUCUAAACAGGACUCAUUCAUUAAUUUCGAGAACUGCCUCGGGGACUUGCCCGACCUUGUAACUUUGAACAUCACAACAUGGCCGAACAACAAUCCAUCCUCCACCAAGCUUCCCCGCAAAAUAUACGAACACCUCCUCCAAGGUCUCGCCCAACAAGGUUUCGAGCGCUCCUCAACCCACGCAGCGGAACAAAAGCGGCCUUCCAAACUCGCAAUCAUUGCGUGGGGUUCUUCGGACAAAGUCUACGACCGUGAAGACAGCCUGAAUCAGGUCAUCUUUGUCAAAGGUAAACAGGUCGAUCCGCUGGGCAACGAGCAGUUCACGGCUGUGCAGAUUGGGUGGUGUCUGAGGAAGUUUGUGGAUGCGGGACCGAAGAGCGACAUUUUGGACUUUUCGCUGGCGAAGAGUUCGAGACCGCCGACAAGGGACAGUGCGAGUAGUGAUGACUCGGAUUGA